UCAGCCGUUCCCGCCUCCCCCGCAGCGCUUCCCGCCCGCUCCGGGCAGAGUUACCGGGCGUGAGGAGCCGCUGGGAGCCCUCGGCGGGAGCCGCAGCCCCGCUCCUGGCAGCUGAGGAGGUGCGGAGGACAGCAGGGAGAGGAGCUGCGGGACAAGCCUGGAUUCAGUUGGAGAAAGUUUCCUUCUGUCCGAAACACUCUCUAGAAAGGGCAGAACUAGACACAGACACAGUCCCUGCUGCUCACAGAGCUGCUUGCAGCAUGCCGGAGCUGAGGAAUCUACCAGGAGGGAAGGAUGGAUGCUGGUGCCUCUGCAGUUUGUCUCACAGAUGGCAAAGGAAUAACCUGCCAUCAGGGUGUCUGUCUCUGUAUUCCUGCCAAAAGCACAGAUGACAUUUCCUAGUUUGUUUUAACGUGAGCUCUGCUUGAAAUUUUCUGUUUCUCUCAUCAUCUGCACUGCUGUAGUUUACUUCAGUAAGUGAGGACUCUUCUCAUCAUGACCUCUUUUGAAGAAACCGAGACAGAAGAAACAGUGACGUGCCUCCACAUGACCUUUUACCAUCCUUGCCAAGAGGAGAAGAUGAUGUUUCGCUGCCUGAACUUCUGUAAGCGAGAGCAGGUCAGGGCGGAUGAAGUGGCCAAGUUUGGCCGCGAUUCCAAGAUCUGCCGUUACAGCUUGAUGGACACGCGUGUCUCUCGGAUCCAGUUUGCCCUGCAGUUCUACAGAAGACUCCACAGCUCAGAAUACUGCUUUGAGAUAAAGAACUUGAGCAAGAGAACAAAACUGACUGUGAACCAAACGGAACUGGGUUACCUGAACAAAAUUGACCUGCCCUGGAAGUGCAUCAUCUGUUUCGGGGACUACCAGAUCUUGGCAGAGAUCCAAGAAGGGGAGUCCGUGGAUUAUUUCGAGACUCACCUGCACUUGGCCGAAGCACCGAUCUUACAGGAAAGAUCCCUGCCAUCCCUGCAGCCUGUACCUGAGAGUUGCAUUUCUUCUUCCACUCUUCUUUGCCAAGACAAAAGCCCCACAGAGAUGGAUGAAAACGAGCCAUACUAGCAGGGAGAAGGAGCUGGAGCAGAUUUUGCAGCCUGCACAACUUCUAACAUGGAAGGGCUGUCACCUCAGUCCAGUGUUCUUGCUGGUUCUCACCCCUGCACAUCAAGUCUUCUUACUUGGUGUUUUCAGCACAUUCCAGAACAUACUUCGUUGCACAGAGGAACAGAUUCCUGUCACACCUUCCCGGGGGGCAUAAGUGCUCUCUGAUCCCCAGUUUGCCUGUGGGAGACAGGGGGCCACUCGAAUCCAUGGCAGCAGGUUCCAUUCCAGAACUGUGACCACGUGCCUUGAAGGGAUGUUUUAACAGGCAUUAGUAACACAGAGCAUGCACAGCAGGGUUUUGGUCCCAGCUAAGGAGGGGCAUAAUUUCUCACUGCGUUUGUUGUACUUUGUGCUUUGCUUUUGACACGGGAUUCCAAAGAGUUAUUUGCAAGCUUAGGUUGUAACUUCCUGAACUUUGCAACCUCAAAACACUUUUUUUGGCAGAGUCCUUUGGAGUUUAUGUUUUUAUUAACCUCACAGCAAGAUUUUUUUGUUCUGCCUUGUUUUUUAAAAUGAAAUCAAAUCUGUAUUUUUUGCAAAGUAACUGCUCUUGCUUGUGAUGUAAACAAACAUGCAGCAUCAGAGAUCACAGUACAUAAAAAUCCGGAUAAAUUUCUUAAUAAAAAGCAUUUGGUUUUCUAGUAA
Molecule: messenger RNA, 1746 nt
Organism: Myiozetetes cayanensis
Lineage: Eukaryota; Metazoa; Chordata; Aves; Passeriformes; Tyrannidae
Gene: TIFA
Product: TRAF interacting protein with forkhead associated domain
Exons: 4
Coding region: 496-1059 (187 amino acids)
Biological process (GO): canonical NF-kappaB signal transduction
Molecular function (GO): protein binding
Source: RefSeq, a predicted model, not a curated record